Messenger RNA from Tetrahymena thermophila SB210, 1353 nucleotides. Its product is annotated as tubulin/FtsZ family, GTPase domain protein. Gene Ontology annotation, molecular function: structural constituent of cytoskeleton; GTP binding. The record is from RefSeq and is a predicted model, not a curated record. NCBI's taxonomy places the organism in Eukaryota, Ciliophora, Oligohymenophorea, Hymenostomatida, Tetrahymenidae. Gene Ontology annotation, biological process: mitotic cell cycle; microtubule cytoskeleton organization. The transcript has a single exon. Gene Ontology annotation, cellular component: microtubule; cytoplasm.
AUGAAAUAAAUUAUUACCAUUUGCUUAGGCUAAUGUGGAAUAAGAAUUGGUAAUUAAGUAUGGAAAUUAUUUUGUGAAGAGCAUAAAAUUGAAUUAUCUGGGAUAAAAAAAUAGUCUGAAAACACCUUAGAAUAAGAAAACUUAUUAUCAUUUUUUUAAGAAAGUGUAUCAGAAAAAAUAACACCUAUUUCAGUUUUUAUCGAUUUAGAUACAGAAUAAAUUGAUGAAAUAAAAAAUGGUUAGUGUAGGACACUUUACAAACCUGAUUGUCUUAUAUCAUCUAAAGAAGAUACUGGAGGCCUUUUUUCAAGAGGUUAUUAUACAGCUGGUAGGUCUAUUUUAGAUCAUUCUAUUGAUUAAAUACGUAAAAUUGCUGAAAGCUGUAGCUACUUGCAUGGUUUUAUAAUUUAUUCAACUUCAAGUGGAGGAGCUUCUUCAGGAUUAGGAAAUUUAAUUUUAUAACGCCUUAGAGUUGAUUAUGGUUAAAAAAUACCUAUCAUAUUUUUUUAAUAAAUUCCAUGCAAUUUAAACUAAUCUUCAGUAUUUUCGUUUUAUAACUCAACUUUAAAUUUAGGCAGCUUACUUGAGGAAUCAAGCUUAAAUAUUUUAUUCUAAAAUGAAUCUUUGUAUAAAAUAUAUGAAAAUUAGUUUGAUUUUGAAUAUCCAUCAUUUAAUGAUGUCAAUCGCUUAGUUUCAUAAGUAGCAUCGGCAACUACAAGUUCUAUCAGAUUUAAAGGCGAUCUAAAUUUUGAUCUUAAUUAAUUGAUUAUGAAUUUGGUACCAUACCGUAAAAUAAAUUUAGUUAUUCCUUCAUAUUCUCCUUCGACUGAUAAAAAUAAUUAACAAAACUAGUAAAUGAGUGUAAAUAGUAUGACUAAUUAGCUUUUUAAAAAUGAUUUUAGUUUUAUCAAUUGUAAAAUUAAUGCAAAUAUAUACAUGGCUUGUUCAUAUAUGAUCAGAGGAGAUAUAGUGCCAAGAGAAGCACUAGAGUCGAUAUAUAAUUUAAAAAAAAAGAAAAAUAUUAAAUUUGUUGAUUGGUGUUCUAAUAGCUUUUUGCUAGGAGUUAACUCAUUUAAACCUAUUCCUAUCAUAAUCGAAGAAAAAUCUUUCUCUUCUUCAGUAGAUGGUUGCAUUUUAGCUAAUAGCUGUGGUGUAUAAGAUGCUAUAGAUUUUAUUGGUACCAAAUUUGAUUUAAUGUAUUCUAAAAGAGCUUUUGUUCAUUGGCAUUACGGUGAAGGCCAAAGUGAAGGCGAUCUACAAGAAGCAAGAGAAAUUUUAGCUUCAAUAGAAAAAGACUAUGAAGAAAUUUCAAAAGAUUCUUAUACAUUAUAGUUAGAGGAAGAUUAUGAAUGA